ACUUUAUAUUCAGAGCACCCAUUAAAUUAAGCAAACCAGGGGAACUCCGAGAAGAAUACGAAAGCCAGCUAAGGAAGCUGAGAGAAGAAAAACUACAAGAGGAGAAAGCUUCUGAGGACCUGAUUCACAAGUUCGUUCUGGACGACGGGGAUGUAGGAAAAAGGAAAAUGGAAGAACAGCAGAAAAAAGAGGACUCUUUAGUUCUUAAAGUGAACCAAGAGUGUUUCCCUGAACGUCUCUCGGAUUCGGAGAAUGAAGAACCAUUCCAGGGCAGGCAAACACAUCGAUCAGCUUUCGUUUCCAAGACCAGUGCCUACUCCUUUGCUUUCCUUUCAGGGAACCUAACCGCCAAGGUGGAAAGGAGCCGGAGCUGCAACGACACCAUUCAGGAGAGAUCAAAGAGCAGGCAGAGAUCAGCCCCAGCCAACAAAACAAAGGUGCCACCCGUCACCAGCACGUCCACACCACUGGUUGGGGUUUUGUCAUCCACCCAGAACAACCGCUGCCUCUCAGCCCCAGACCUGACAGCAGAGAAGCGCCUGGUUCUCAACCCUGUUUCAUCCCUCUCAGCCCUGCACAAGCCAGAGAGAUCCAUCAGCCCCGAGAGCAACGACAGCAUCUCAGAGGAACUCAACCACUUCAAGCCCAUCGUCUGCUCUCCGUGUACUCCACCAAAGAGGCUUCCUGACGGCCGGGUCCUGAGCCCCCUCAUCAUCAAAUCCACCCCGAGAAACCUCAACAGGAGCCUGCAGAAGCCAACGACCUACGAGGCCAGUCCAAGAAUCCUGAAGAAGUGGGAGCAGAUCUUUCAGGAGCGCCAGAUCAAAAAGACUCUCUGCAAAGCGACCCUCACGUCCUUGGCUUCAGAGCCUGGGGAAGAUGUUGCAGCUCCUGACAUCACCCACUCCAGCAGUUGCACUAAAGAGCAGCCACAAGCACGGGAUGAUCAUCUUCCACCCGACCCCACAGGAGACCCUCGCCCCGAACUGGAUUUCUUCCCUUCCAUCAGUGAAACGAAGCUGGGAAAAGGGAAUGAGAAGAACAGAGAUUCCCAGGCCUUAACCACAGACGAGAGCACCACUGAUCCAGAUGUGAGAUCAAACAUCGCCUCCCUCAACCCACGAGUGUCCGAAGUCCCUGACCUUAAAGUGAACACCUUCAUGGACAAAUCCUGUCUCGGCCUCGGCUCAAAAGUGCUGAGCAGAAGACUCCUGGGUGUGAGCACAUCGCUUCCCGACAGCACCGCACUGAAAGCACCGGGGAAGAAGCAGCUGAAAUACCUGAACAACAGCGAGUUGAUCAAUGUCCAGAACAGCACCUGCAGCUCGGUGGAGAACAUCAUCGCGGAGCAGCCGCCGGUGCUGAGACGGGGCCGCAAGAGACGCUGCAAAACAAAGCACUUGGAGCACAACGGCUCCGUCAAGAGACUGAGGCACCCGGCGGGAGAGGUGGGGCUGGUGCCCGAGGUGCGGGACGUGGAGCAGAAGCUCCAGCAAGAGGAGGAGGACAGGAGGUUGGCCCUGCACCUCCAGAGGAUUUUCGACAGCGAGAACAGGACAGUGGAGAGGCGGAAAGUCAGAGUGGAGCGGUACCUGCUGCGCUCCAAGAGCACGCUGGGUGCCAAGUAG
This is a messenger RNA of Nestor notabilis (Kea), 1628 nucleotides long. It is a transcript of the gene RNF169, whose product is annotated as ring finger protein 169. Gene Ontology annotation, cellular component: nucleus; site of double-strand break. The record is from RefSeq and is a predicted model, not a curated record. NCBI's taxonomy places the organism in Eukaryota, Metazoa, Chordata, Aves, Psittaciformes, Psittacidae. Gene Ontology annotation, biological process: double-strand break repair. Gene Ontology annotation, molecular function: ubiquitin-protein transferase activity; nucleosome binding. The annotation marks the transcript as partial. The transcript has 5 exons.